AAAGAACUGACUGCUCGACAAACAUCAUGAAAUAAUGUUUAGGGAUUAGAAACUUCACUCUCUUGCAACAAAGAUGGCUGGGACUCUGACUUUUCUUCUCGUUUGUUCUCUGCUGCAGGAUUCCUCCAAAGAUGUACAAAUUUCUGUCAGUCCUUCUGCUCCAAUAUCGGAAAACCAAAAAGUGACUCUGACCUGCAGCAGUAAUGCCCAACCAGCAGUAGAAAACUACACCUGGUGCAGAGCUGAUGGGGGGGCUCUCAUUGGGACUGGACACACUUUAAAUAUUACAGUUUCAACAAUCAACAGUAAUUUCUUCUGCAACGCUACAAAUACAGUUGGAUUUAAAGCAUCCAUCAACUUCCAAAUAGUCGUCCGGUAUUCACCUAAAAACAUCACAGUUUCAGUCAGUCCCUCUGGUCCAGUACCAGAGAACAGCAAUGUGACUCUGACCUGCAGCAGUAAUGCCAACCCAGCAGUGAGGAACUACACCUGGUACAGAGCUGAUGGAGACCAGGAGACUUUUAUUGGGACUGGAAGCUCUUUUAAUGUUACUGUUUCAAAAGUCAAAAGUACAUUUUUCUGCAAGGCUACAAAUGCACUUGGAUGUGAACGAUCAAGAAACCUACAAAUAGAUGUUCAAUAUUCACCUAAAAACGUCACAGUUUCAGUCAGUCCCUCUGGUCCAGUACCAGAGAACAGCAAUGUGACUCUGACCUGCAGCAGUAAUGCCAACCCAGCAGUAGAAAACUACACCUGGUACAGAGCUGAUGGAGACCAGGAGGCUCCCAUUGGGACUGGAAGCUCUUUUAAUGUUGCUGUUUCAAAAGUCAAAAGUUCAUUUUUCUGCAAGGCUACAAAUGCACUUGGAUGUGAACGAUCAAGAAACCUACAAAUAGAUGUUCAAUAUUCCUCCAAAGAUGUACAAAUUUCUGUCAGUCCUUCUGCUCCAAUAUCGGAAAACCAAAAAGUGACUCUGACCUGCAGCAGUAAUGCCCAACCAGCAGUAGAAAACUACACCUGGUGCAGAGCUGAUGGGGGGGCUCUCAUUGGGACUGGACACACUUUAAAUAUUACAGUUUCAACAAUCAACAGUAAUUUCUUCUGCAACGCUACAAAUACAGUUGGAUUUAAAGCAUCCAUCAACUUCCAAAUAGUCGUCCGGUAUUCACCUAAAAACAUCACAGUUUCAGUCAGUCCCUCUGGUCCAGUACCAGAGAACAGCAAUGUGACUCUGACCUGCAGCAGUAAUGCCAACCCAGCAGUGAGGAACUACACCUGGUACAGAGCUGAUGGAGACCAGGAGGCUCUCAUUGGGACUGGACACACUUUAAAUAUUACAGUUUCAACAAUCAAUAAUAAUUUCUUCUGCAAGGCUACAAAUACAGUUGGAUUUAAAGCAUCCAUCAACCUCCAAAUAGACAUCCAGUAUUCACCUAAAAACGUCACAGUUUCAGUCAGUCCCUCUGGUCCAGUACCAGAGAACAGCAAUGUGACUCUGACCUGCAGCAGUAAUGCCAACCCAGCAGUGAGGAACUACACCUGGUACAGAGCUGAUGGAGACCAGGAGACCUUUAUUGGGACUGGAAGCUCUUUUAAUGUUACUGUUUCAAAAGUCAAAAGUUCAUUUUUCUGCAAGGCUACAAAUGCACUUGGAUGUGAACGAUCAAGCAACCUACAAAUAGAUGUUCAAUAUUCACCUAAAAACAUCACAGUUUCAGUCAGUCCCUCUGGUCCAGUACCAGAGAACAGCAACAUGACUCUGACCUGCAGCAGUAAUGCCAACCCAGCAGUGAGGAACUACACCUGGUACAGAGCUGAUGGAGACCAGGAGACCUUUAUUGGGACUGGAAGCUCUUUUAAUGUUACUGUUUCAAAAGUCAAAAGUUCAUUUUUCUGCAAGGCUACAAAUGCACUUGGAUGUGAACGAUCAAGAAACCUACAAAUAGAUGUUCAAUAUUCACCUAAAAAUGUCACAGUUUCAGUCAGUCCCUCUGGUCCAGUACCAGAGAACAGCAAUGUGACUCUGACCUGCAGCAGUAAUGCCAACCCAGCAGUGAGGAACUACACCUGGUACAGAGCUGAUGGAGACCAGGAGGCUCCCAUUGGGACUAGAAGCUCUUUUAAUGUUACUGUUUCAAAAGUCAAAAGUUCAUUUUUCUGCAAGGCUACAAAUGCACUUGGAUGUGAACGAUCAAGCAACCUACAAAUAGAUGUUCAAUAUUCACCUAAAAACAUCACAGUUUCAGUCAGUCCCUCUGGUCCAGUACCAGAGAACAGCAAUGUGACUCUGACCUGCAGCAGUAAUGCCAACCCAGCAGUGAGGAACUACACCUGGUACAGAGCUGAUGGAGACCAGGAGGCUCUCAUUGGGACUGGACACACUUUAAAUAUUACAGUUUCAACAAUCAAUAAUAAUUUCUUCUGCAAGGCUACAAAUACAGUUGGAUUUAAAGCAUCCAUCAACCUCCAAAUAGACAUCCAGUAUUCACCUAAAAACGUCACAGUUUCAGUCAGUCCCUCUGGUCCAGUACCAGAGAACAGCAAUGUGACUCUGACCUGCAGCAGUAAUGCCAACCCAGCAGUGAGGAACUACACCUGGUACAGAGCUGAUGGAGACCAGGAGACCUUUAUUGGGACUGGAAGCUCUUUUAAUGUUACUGUUUCAAAAGUCAAAAGUUCAUUUUUCUGCAAGGCUACAAAUGCACUUGGAUGUGAACGAUCAAGAAACCUACAAAUAGAUGUUCAAUAUUCACCUAAAAACGUCACAGUUUCAGUCAGUCCCUCUGGUCCAGUACCAGAGAACAGCAAUGUGAGUCUGACCUGCAGCAGUAAUGCCAACCCAGCAGUGAGGAACUACACCUGGUACAGAGCUGAUGGAGACCAGGAGACCUUUAUUGGGACUGGAAGCUCUUUUAAUGUUACUGUUUCAAAAGUCAAAAGUUCAUUUUUCUGCAAGGCUACAAAUGCACUUGGAUGUGAACGAUCAAGAAACCUACAAAUAGAUGUUCAAUAUUCACCUAAAAAUGUCACAGUUUCAGUCAGUCCCUCUGGUCCAGUACCAGAGAACAGCAAUGUGAGUCUGACCUGCAGCAGUAAUGCCAACCCAGCAGUGAGGAACUACACCUGGUACAGAGCUGAUGGAGACCAGGAGGCUCCCAUUGGGACUAGAAGCUCUUUUAAUGUUACUGUUUCAAAAGUCAAAAGUUCAUUUUUCUGCAAGGCUACAAAUGCACUUGGAUGUGAACGAUCAAGCAACCUACAAAUAGAUGUUCAAUAUUCACCUAAAAACAUCACAGUUUCAGUCAGUCCCUCUGGUCCAGUACCAGAGAACAGCAACAUGACUCUGACCUGCAGCAGUGAUGCCAACCCAGCAGUGAGGAACUACACCUGGUACAGAGCUGAUGGAAACCAGGAGACCUUUAUUGGGACUGGAAUGAGUUCAUCUAUUAAAGUCUCCAGAGACACACGGGCUUUGUUUUGCAAAGCUGAAAAUGAAAUUGGAGUUGGACGCUCCAGAAACAUGCAAAUUGAAGUUCAGUAUCCUCCACAGAUCCUGCUCUCAUCACACUGCAGCUCAACACAAAGUCAGCUCAACUGUUCCUGUGAGACUCUGGGAAACCCAUCCCCCACUAUACAGUGGUAUUUGAAUGAACUACCUGUCAAUCACUCUAAAUGUGAAAUAUUCAAUCAGACUCUGAACAGGACAAUUCUGAGGAGCUUCUUCACUCUGAAUCAGCCUCAUAAGAAGGAUCGUCUCACCCUGCUUUGCCGCAGCUUCAACUCUCUGGGCUCAGCCAGUCAACAAUUUUGUGUCAGCAGCCAACAGAUUUCCACAGAACAUCGACUUCUGUAUCCAGCGAUAAUAUCCACUCUUGCAGUGCUGCUGUUAGCACUGCUACUAUAUGUGUUUUUUAUCAGGGCUCAAAAGAAUCCUUGUAAAAAUAAAGGUCACUUAACAGAUGAAAACAACACAGUUGCAAUGAGUCAGCCUCUAACUGAAGAAGGAAAUGAGGAACCAAACACAACAGAAGAGUGCAUUUAUGCAAACGCUGAUGGACUGAGAGGGGCAGAAAAUCUUCACCCUGCAAACAUCGCUGGACCAAGCAGCACUGACUUGCCAAGCUCUGGGCCAAAAAAUGCAGAAGGAGGAUACGAAAAAUCAGACAAGAAAGGGGACGAGAACGAACUGAUUUACUCUAAUGUGAACUGGAAGAAGAAGAGCAAGAAAAAGAAGGGUGAAAAAUCUUUGGACAUGAAUCCACCUGGCAGAUCUUAUUUGAAAGAGAAGUGCAUGGUGAGGGGAGUUAACAGAAAGUUUGUGAGCAAUGCAGUAGAAAUGGGAGGCCUGUAUGCUCAAGUGGAGCCUAGAAAUAUGAGGAAGGAAGUGGGGUGUGAAUAUGUACAAGUCAAAUUUAAAGAACAAAGCGCUAUGCAAAAAUAGAUAUAUAGUGCUGUGAAAAAAUAUUUAUCCCUGAUUUCCUGAUGUUUUGCUUUUUGCAUAUUGGUCACACUUAGGAGUUUCAGAACAUUAAACUAAUCUUGAUAUUAGAAAAAAUAACCCAAGUAAAUUCAAAACACUUUUUAUAAAAAGUCCAAAUCUUUAAAAAUUUUUGAUUAUCUGAAACAUGUGACAAAUAUGGUAGGAAAUAAGAAAUCAGAAAGCAGACAAAUACUUUUCAUGGCAUAAUGCAACCUUUUGCAUCCUCGAGCUUACUACAAAAUAAAUAAGUAGCUGGUCUCUUGUCUGGGUGUGUCCUUGACACAUUUAGUCACACUGUGGCAAAGACAUUGAGCAAUGCAAUUAUAUUCCCUUUGUUCAGGUCAUGGGCUUGUUUAGCACAGUAUCUCAGAUACUCCCUGAAAUAGUCAAAGACUGGGUCGCUACCAAGUGGCUACAACUGGUCCAAGGAAACCUGUUAGAGAAGCUGGGAGAAGCUCUGGACAUGCAGUUUGCAUGCUUGAAAUUUGCUGGUAAUUCAUUUUAGUCUGAUUAGCCUGCAACAAACACAUGGCUCUGAGCAUGACCCAGUUAUAGUCUGGCUUCAUCUGGGAUGUGAUAUAGCCUUCCUAUGAUUGAAUGCUCCAAAUUCCAAGUAAUUAAAUGCCAAAUUACUUUUGCUAUAAAUAGUCUAUGCUCGAACCAUUUCCAGCCUUCAUCAAAGAAUAGGUGGUAAAUUUGUAGAACAUGAUAAAAAUC
Molecule: messenger RNA, 5197 nt
Organism: Oreochromis aureus
Lineage: Eukaryota; Metazoa; Chordata; Actinopteri; Cichliformes; Cichlidae
Product: sialoadhesin-like
Exons: 19
Coding region: 74-4441 (1455 amino acids)
Source: RefSeq, a predicted model, not a curated record